Theobroma umbraticum is the source of this 572-nucleotide messenger RNA. RefSeq lists its product as uncharacterized. Lineage: Eukaryota; Viridiplantae; Streptophyta; Magnoliopsida; Malvales; Malvaceae. The record is from RefSeq and is a predicted model, not a curated record.
AACGUUUGUCACAUGGCUUUCUGUCCACGCUUCGAUUAGCAACGAAACUUCUUCCACAAUUUCCCUUUCUUCUCUCAAGCUUCCCCUCUAUAUAACAACACACCAACUCACCACUUCUCUGACCAAACCCCCUAUUUUCAUCAACAAAUUCAAACUUCUCUACUACAAAUCAUCCUUGGCUGCCACGAUUUUGUUCUACUCCAAGGCUUUGGUUGCAGAAGAAAUUGAGCAAAAGGGAAAAAAAAGGGGAAAAUAGACUUCAGAAAAUAUAUACUAAUUGCCGGAGGAAAUGGUGAGCGGUAUCAGAUACUUGCAAACAUGUGAAAAGGCACCAGCCCUUGUUAUUUCUUACAAGAAAUCGUCUACUUCUCCAAGAUUGGAGACCAUUGUUGAAGAGGGGUCUGAAUUGAACUUUGAGGUUGGACAGAAAAUGGUGUUCUUUCUUCUUCCUGUAUUUCUUUCUGUUAUCUCUUAUAUUUUGUUGUAUAGAGACAUUGCUUGAUGUGGGAGUUUUAUAUGUUUUUUCGACCCUUUGUUUUAAUUAUUCUCCAAAUCUAUUCUUUUUCUCUGUA